Dromaius novaehollandiae (emu) is the source of this 13364-nucleotide messenger RNA. It is a transcript of the gene AGTR1, whose product is annotated as angiotensin II receptor type 1. The transcript is spliced from 2 exons. Gene Ontology annotation, cellular component: membrane; external side of plasma membrane. Bases 5055 to 6095 code for a protein of 346 amino acids. The record is from RefSeq and is a predicted model, not a curated record. Lineage: Eukaryota; Metazoa; Chordata; Aves; Casuariiformes; Dromaiidae. Gene Ontology annotation, molecular function: C-C chemokine binding; angiotensin type II receptor activity; C-C chemokine receptor activity. Gene Ontology annotation, biological process: positive regulation of cytosolic calcium ion concentration; neurogenesis; regulation of vasoconstriction.
GGUAAUCUGGAUGCCAGCAGGAAACUGGAGUGGGCAGGGGGUUUUCCUCCUCCCUAUUCUCAGUGUUCAUCCAGUGCCUGGGAUGGGUGCUGUAAAGGAAAGCCUGUAGCUCAGCUCGGACCCUGGAGGAUAUGAGGAACAAGCUAACUGGAGUAAUUGGGUAGAAUUGCUGGGUAGAAAAACAGGCAGUGAAAUAGAGCAUUUGGAAAGUGUCAUUAGUUUUCCAUAAAAAAGAAGAAGAAAUUAGGAAAGGGGGAACUAGGCUCUUGCAACAAAGGAAAAAAUAUUAUGCUGACAGUAAGAAGUAAAUGUAGUAUACUGAGCAUACUGCACCAAAACAUUUUACAGCCUCUCUUCUUCCUGUGUAAUAAUUAUGCAUAAAAAUAAAGCCUAUCAUCCUUUUAAACAUGGAAAUAUCUUCUCAUUCGUAUGAAAAGCAAAUAAUCCACCUACUAGCUGGAGAAGAAAAAAAGAAAGAAAGAAAAACCCCUUAUAUUACCUAAUGGUGAGGUGGCUAAUCUGUUGCAGUUCAGUCAGCCUGCAUUUAUUUAGUCAGUAUCAAAGCAAAUAUCAAAAACACAUUUUCAUUUAAAAUUUGACUUGUGACAUCUGCUUACCUAUUUAUAGCUGUUGAAGCUGUCGCAGGAAGCCACAGGCACUGCUAGCUUAUCUGUCAGUUGGCAAAGCACUGUUUACCUUACAUGGGCCCAGCACUCCUUGGAGUUUGGACAGGCAGUUUAAUUAGGAUGCAUGCUCGCCCAACAGCAGCAAUGAAUGGAGUGGUAAAUAAUAGUUGGUAGAGCAGUCUGAAGCAUUUCGUUAUCAGUGACUUAUUAUAAUCAUUGUAAUUACAAAAGAUAAAAGGUCAAACAGGACAGUAACAUACAACAAGGGUUUGCUGCUCACAGGAUAAUUUGCUUUGAGAUUGAUGUGGCCACGCCAUUCACAGUCACAUCAAUUCAAUCCUCUUCGAAAAAGCUCCUUGUGUAUCAGCCUUAAAAUGAUCCAAUUAUCAUUAUGUUAACUCAGGUCAUUUAGGAAGCUUUAAAUGGAAUCAUCAGUGUGCACAAUUUUAAUACUUGCAUUCAGCUGGCCAGUGGUUUAACCAGCUGCGGUGAAUUCUGGCAGCAUAAAGUUGUAUUAGCCAUCUAUUUCUGCAAAGUUUUUAAACAAUCUCCAGUAGUUCCCCUGGGGAAGUAUUUGCUUUGUCUAAAGUGUACAUAACCAUGGCCCUGGGACCAGUGAGUGAACUGCAGCAAGUGAUAAUGACAGCAGAAAUAACAGCGGUAAGAAAAAAUAAUGAAGAAUAAAAUAGAGGAAUAGCUGCCUGUAAGGUUUCCACACCACCACCCCUGCCCUCCCUCACCACUCAUAGCUGCCACAAGCCCAAACUCUUCAAAAUGGAUGAUUUUUCUCUCCCGCUUUGAAGCUUUUCCUGGUACUCUAAGGUUACAAAUGUCCUCGAGGCAGCUGAUAUCACCAAGGCUAGCUUUGAAAGUUUAAAAAUUCCAGUGAAUCUAAAAAUCCAAGUGGAGAUAGCAGUGCCUUCCCCACUGCAGCCGCAGACAUAAGGCUCUUCAGAGGGGCAGUCUCACAGCCAUAUUCAAACUGUCCGUGUUUUCAGAUAUACAAAUUGCAAUCCAUAUUCAUUCACUUGAAAGAAACUACGUACUACAUUUCCACUUCCUUUUCACUUAGUGGAAACAGGAAUAGAUUUCUUCAUGUAUUCGUUGUAAUUUCUUGGUAUACUUCAAAGCUGGUAAUGUGCCAAACACAUCCUUUGUGCAAUUCCACUGACUUCAACAGCGUUGCACCAAAAACUAGGUUGGUCCUUUAAUUCCAAAAGGGUUAUAUCCUUACACAGAUAAUAAAUUAAAAUGUGACACUAUUUCUUGACCAAAUGCCUGAUUCUCCACGGGAAUUGUUUUUCUUUUUACUUUCUGAACACUCCAAAAUAAGUAUAGGCAAUUUAAUACCUCACAGAAAGUGCAUAGAACCUCAGAGCCAGACACAAAUGUCCAAACCUGAUUGUUUUUUAAACACAUUUUUGAGAAUUUAAUAUAGUCCUUAAUGCACUUUCAAGAAAGUGCAUGUGCUAUUCAUUACAUCAACUAAAGCUACUGCUGGCAUGAGAAAAACCCAACCACCAUAUGAGUAGAAAAGGGAAAUUGAAAGUUAAACAGUAUACUACACUCCAGGGGUAGGUAAAGUGACACUGAGAAAAAUAUCUUGGCUUCUACUACUAUACAGAAACACUCAGUGCCACCAGAAGGGGAGUAUUCGCCAUCAGAUCUGAUACGAUUUUUUAAAAUUUCCUAUGAAAGACCUGGCUAUGUUUGUCUUAGCCACUGGGCCUGCCAGUUAGUACAUGCAGAGCAGGAGGUACUCGCUGAAUAGUAUGAAUUAAUCUAGUCAGGAAGAAAGGUCUUCUUCAACCUGAAUUGGGCCUUCAUCUGCUUUACUGUGGGUCUAGCUUGCAGUGAUGUUUUUCUUAAUAGAGACUUCACUAUGGUUUCUUACUGCUAAUUUUUGGCCAUAAUCUCAAUGGGUGUAUAAGUGAGCAAAGGCAAUGAUAACAGAUAGACCAUGCAGCACCAGCAUGUAGCUGGGACAAGGCAAAUAUUUGCAGACCUUGAUGCUGCAGAAUCUAUCAGUUAUUGUCAAAACUUCUUGGUCACUUCCACGACCCAGGGCUGAGAUAAGAGGAUUUCUUUAUCUUGCAAUCUUUUUAUGCUGGCUCUCCCUGUCCUACAGAUAACAUGACCUUCCACAGAGCCAAACCCCAUGCACUCUAGAGUUGGCAUGGUUUAAAAGCCAGGAAGUUGAGCUCAGUAUGCAUAGAGUGCCACGCAUGGCCAGAAUGAUAUCCAUUUGUUUGUGCCAGCUGUGUUAGCUCAACUUUUUCCACUUCCUUAAUUUGGUAAAAAUAAGGAAUGUUGUUUUGAGGCAUCUGUUAUGAUUGAGGUAACUGGACUAACUCAUAGAAUGAAUUGGAGAGACUGGGAAGAAUUAAAUGGCAGCUCUUGACAGAAGUUUUGUCUUUAGUUGCAUUUAAUUAGAUAUUCCAUUCUUGAUAGAAUUCCCAAGAAGCUAAAUCUUGAAAUUACCCUGUUAUCUUUAUUGAAGUGAAUCAGCUUAUUAAUGCAAGAAUUAUUCCCAGUCCAGGAAAACAUAUAGAACAUUAGCAAUGAUAAAGAUGCACUGAGUCUGUUAAGAGCACAGACGAAUAAAGUGAGAGCCAAAGGGUGACCUUGCUCAUAAGGGGCUGGCUGCAGCUCAUAUGCUGGGUUCAGUUCCUGGCUCUGCUCACACUUCCUGCGCAGGCUUUGCCGACACAUGUCUGUGCCUCACUGCUCUAUUAAAAAGAAGGAUUAAGGAGACAAUACAGUUGGAAUAAGGCUUGUCUCCUAACAAGAGCAGGUCAAACGCUCCACACAGCAGAACCCCGCCAUUAAUGGGAACCUCAGUGCUGAACAACACAAAUGAGCAACCUCCACCAUAAGAGCAGAGCCCACAUUUCUACAGUGACGGAUCUCUUUUCUUGCUGAAUGCACAUAUACUGGCCGGGGUCUUUGGGUUAUUUAUCUGUAUAAAAAUGACUUUGCAUUUAAGUGGGGUUUUUUUAAAUGCCAAUAUACUUAAUCUGUAUUUCAGGCAGCACAAGUUCAGUUUGGCUGACAACUGUCAGGAUGCUGCAGACAGAACUAAACACUACUCUGCAAUAACAACUGUCAUUUUUUUAAAAUCUCCACUAAUUUUUGAGGAAAGAUUGCUUUUCUGUAGACCCUGGAAAAGAUUUAAUAUCAGAGUCACUUACAGUUUAUUACCUGCUUCCUAGAGUCACAACUCGUUAAUAAGGAAGCCAUUCUUGGAGAGCACAAAAGCCCUGGCAAACCCAUCAGGUGCCCCGUAAAACAGAUUUUGGAACAUUUGCCUAUGCUUCUGUGGUCUAAAUUUUUUUUCUAUACUGAGACUACAACUUGAAUUCUCAGGCACACAGAUUUUUGUCACUAGCUAAAAGGGCAAUUUGAAUUGUGGUUCCCACAGCAUCUUAAACUCUUUUUACAGAUAUUCAUGUGUGACAAAGAAGCACAGGUCUGGAUUGUCAGAGUUUGUUUUUCCCUUUGGCAGCUUAAAUAUAAUUCCAAGCCAGAUGGGAAGCUAGGUAUCUUGAGAAUAUUUAAGAUAUUUACAGUGCAAUGAAACACCAAGUUGUAUGAGUGUCCUAAUCUUUCCUUGUGAUGUAGAAAUAGACUCAAGUAAUUAAGCUUGAAAUGUUGUAUAGAAAUAUUUAUAUAUAUAUAAAAAUAAACAAACUGAUUCACGUCAGGGAUCAAAAUAAGUACCUAAUCUGAAUUCACUUUUCUUAACACACUAUGCUUAUCAUAUCUACAGAAUGAACUGGUAAUCAAAAUGUUUGAGUAUAGUUUGAGAUAUCCAAAUAACUUUGUCCCUUAGAUAUAUCACAUAUUUAUUGGGGGGGGAGGGGGGAGACACCACACCAACCUACAUAGACAAGAACUCUUCAGAAAUUAUGGUCAUCUACUAUUUUAAUUCCCUUACUACUUUUUUGACAUAUGUUCAUUAACUAGUUUUAUUUUAAAUUGGAACCUUGUUAAGUAAUUGAAAGAAAUCAGUUAGUUUUCAUUUACAUUCUGAAGAAUCUAACAGUGUUAGGCCAAAUCCUAAUGUUCUUUCCUCUGUACUGUUUUGCAAACAAAAACUAUACUGAAAAAAGGAAUUGGUUGAGAAGACACCUAAAGUUUUUUUUUUUUUUUUUUAAUCCAGAAAAAUUAAAUACUUCUGUCUUGGUUCUCCUGGAUCCUCUGAAACUCUGAUGAAUUUAUAUCAACUAAAAUGCUGUCCCUCUGCUCUCUGGAUAUUUUCAAGAAGCUGUAGUGGUCAGCAAAUCAUAAAGAGUGAAAAACCACCCUACCAAAACAGCUAUCCACCACUAGCAAUAGGUAUCAUCUGCCACAGAAGAGCCAGACUUAUGACAGAGGUGUGAACUUCAUAUUUCUCUCUGAAACUAGGCUACAGAGGAAGAGGUCAAAAUGGUCCCAAAUUAUUCUACUGAAGAAACCGUUAAAAGAAUCUACGUCGACUGUCCGGUUUCAGGAAGGCACAGCUACAUCUACAUUAUGGUCCCAACUGUUUACAGUAUCAUCUUCAUCAUAGGCAUAUUUGGGAACAGCCUGGUCGUUAUUGUCAUUUACUGCUACAUGAAAUUAAAAACGGUAGCCAGCAUCUUUCUGCUAAACCUGGCCCUGGCUGACCUGUGCUUUCUCAUAACUCUGCCGCUCUGGGCAGCCUACACUGCCAUGGAGUACCAGUGGCCUUUCGGCAACUGUUUGUGUAAGUUAGCCUCAGCAGGGAUAAGUUUCAAUUUGUACGCCAGCGUGUUCCUGCUCACAUGCCUCAGUAUUGACCGGUACCUGGCCAUAGUCCACCCCGUGAAGUCCCGCAUUCGGCGUACCAUGUUCCUUGCCAGAAUCAUUUGCAUCGCCAUCUGGCUUCUCGCCGGUGUGGCCAGUUUGCCCGUCAUCAUUCACCGUAAUAUAUUCUUUGCUGAGAACUUGAACAUGACGGUUUGUGGUUUUCGGUAUGACAACAAUAACACAACACUCCGGGUUGGGUUAGGUUUAUCCAAAAAUUUGCUGGGCUUUUUAAUACCUUUUCUGAUCAUAUUAACAAGCUAUACCUUAAUUUGGAAGACCCUGAAGAAAGCAUAUCAAAUUCAAAAAAAUAAAACCAGAAAUGAUGAUAUUUUUAAGAUGAUUGUGGCAAUAGUAUUUUUCUUCUUCUUUUCCUGGAUUCCGCAUCAGGUGUUCACUUUUCUGGAUGUGUUAAUUCAAUUACAUGUAAUAACAGACUGCAAAAUCACUGAUAUUGUGGAUACGGCUAUGCCCUUCACCAUUUGCAUCGCUUACUUUAACAACUGCUUGAAUCCCUUUUUUUAUGUUUUUUUUGGAAAAAAUUUUAAAAAAUACUUCCUUCAGCUAAUAAAAUACAUUCCACCAAAUGUCAGUGCACAUCCCAGUCUAACGACGAAAAUGAGCUCCCUCUCAUAUCGGCCACCAGAAAACAUACACUGACCCACUGAAAAGACUGCUGGGUCUUUUGACACUGAGUGAUGUGUUUUUGCAAUAUACUUUUCCAGAACAAACUUGUGAAUGAAGCAGCAAGAGUGACAGAACUCAUCUGCACUCCUGAACACCACAGCUUACUGCUCAUUACUAAAACAUUAAACCGCCUCAGAGAAAUCAUACUGUAAGGAUUUAGCAGUGGCCUUUUGUUUUAUAUUGUGAAGAGGACUGUGUGGUUUUCAUUUUGUUCUUCUUUACUGGAAGCAACAUAAAUGGUGGACAGGUACUUGGGGGGUUUUUCCCAGCAUCCUUACAUUUACUUCAGAGAGGGUAGAUAAAACUGAAAAGACUUCUGAAGUGGAGUUAAAGGAAAAGCAUGUAUAAAUUGCAUGAAAUCAGAAGGACCUGUUUUGCACAUACCUGAGCAAUUUUAAUGUAAGCAUUUGGAAUUUUGUUCAAGGAGUCAGAAGAGGUGCACUGCUUGUUUGUUUUCCCUGUAAUUACAUAUAUCAUUAUAUUUAUAACAUAACUUGUUAUUCAAGUAUGUGUUACAUCUACAAGCCCAAUUCUAAACUUGGAGAGAAAUUUAAGGACCUUGAAAUUGAUUUAAUUCCCCCUUAUGCUACUAUUUUUCGUUUUAAAAUGCCAAAAGUUUAUAAUAUAUGCAAUAAAUGCAGAUUUAUUUAUUAAAUAUAGAAUAAAUAUUUCUAGAUUUAUAUUCCUACCCAUAGAUUUCAAAUAGUUUAACUGUUAACAGUUUAAUAUGCUCUCAGUCACACCACGAAACCUCUGAGACCAAACUUUGUUCUUGACUUUUAUGGAGUUACUCUCUAUUUCUGUAAAACAAAUCCUAGAAUAAGAAGCAUUUGCUCCCUGUAGGACUCCGACUUGUAUGGAACUAUUUCAAAUUACACUAGCAUAAAUCAAAACAAAGUCUGGCUCAAACUCCCCUUACAAAUGAGGGGGAAAAGGUGAUAACUGCUGUAGGAAAUUUCAAUUAAUGAUGUACUCAUAUGCCCUUUUGACCUCAGGUAGUACUCCAGAAAAUAUUUGUUUUCAAUUCAGUCUCAUCUACUUUCUCCAAAAGUUCAUAAAUACUUUUCAAUAUAGCAAAAUCUAAGAAAAAGUCAAAAAUUUUACAUAUAUCAUGUAGGCAAAUAGAUGACCCUGGGGAAUCUGCAGUGUUCAUAAUCUUAAAAAUAAUAUAUUUAAUGUGUUUUUUGAUUAGCUAGCAAAUGGUUGGAUUAUCCUUAUCUUCUGAUUAUCAGUGUCUUGCACAUAAACAAAUAUUAUUUUAAAAGAUAAGAUUAUUUUAACUUCAGGAAAUUAAGUCAAAAUACAACAAAAGAAGUUAUUUCUGUAGUUUAAUACUUUAAAAAUAGGAUUGGGACCAGGUCUGAGAACGUGAUGCCUUUUCCUGAUCUUUCAUUCAUUUACUUUAAGGCAGGUUUCUUGAAUUGUGCCUUUGUUCUUCCAGCUGCAAAAUGGGAGCAGUCUCUACUUGCGUACUCUGCAAGAGCAUUGUGAGGAUUCAGUAGAACUUGUAAAGCACUAUGUGAACCUUAAAUGAAAGGGACAUUAUUUUGAUAUUUUAAUGGAAGGCUAAUAGCUCAGAAUUUGAAAGCUGGAUGUGUGUCAUUUAAAGAGGCAGGUAAAUGAUUAGCAUUAUAUAUAAUGCUUUACAUUUAGCUUGUAUCUAUCCUUUGAUGUUUAUGAGAGACAGGCAUUAAAAAAUGAAUAUGACAAUAGUCCCAUGCAUUGUAAGUAGCAUCCAGAGCAGUAACCACCUCAGCACUCAGCGAGCUGAUGAAGGAAUAGCGGGGCUUGCCCUUUGUCUGCGUGACGUUUUCCUCACGCACACACAUGCACGCGCCGAGCGGCACUGGGAGCCUUCGCUGGCAGAGGCAGCUCACUCGGACAGAAUUCAGCGUGCUGUGCCUGCCACCUGCUGGAUGCAGCCAAAACUGUUGUGGUGUCUCUUCCUAUGGCAACUUUAAGAUGGAAGACUGUUUCCCUGCCUCCUGGUGGAUCUGUGGAUCCUUACCUAUGGUGCAAGUCCUACAGAAAUACCUGCUUCCUCGAUGGAUGAGAUUGUUUUAAACUUCCUGAGGAAGGGGCUAAGCAAGCUUUAUCCCUUCACCUGCUGAUUCUCUUGGUCACCCACAUCCAAUGUCCCAGACCACCACAAUAGAUGGUUCAUUUCCAAAAUGGUGACUGCAUUGCUACAAGAGGCAGCCACCCCAAAGAGAAAAUAGAAGCAUAUUUGUGCAAGUGGUAUCUAAGUAUUUAACUGAAGGGACUCAUUUAUCACCUGGAGGAAAAGCAGAAUCAGUAGUGACAGAGAACAGAAGUUAGUGACUUUGAUCACUUCCGGCCCAAUCCUGCAUUUUUAAGAGAUUGUGUGUCCUAACUGCUAGUGCCACCUGUGCCUGUCUGCACCGUGGGGAAACCGAGGGCACGCACACUUGGCGGGGUGGCUGCAGGAAAGGCAGGAGGGAAUUGCAGCUGGUGUGCUUUCAACAGGGGACUGACCUUGAAUUGAUGGGCAAAGAAAGCAGAGGGCAAAGCUGCUGUUAAAUAAUGUUGGAAAGUCUUUGUUCUUCUAAGGGCAAGGAGAAGGGCAAACACAGCGGGUCAUAGGUUAGUGUUUGCUAAAACUAAAAGCAAAUUAGUAAAUAACAAAAAGUAACCACCUAAAUCCACAGAUAAAGUUCUCCAGCAGCUGUAGCUGUGAGGCAGCAAAGUGGACUCUUGUGGAGCGCAGAGUCAAUGUGGCUGGCUACAGCCACAUGCUACAGCUCCAGGCACCCUGCAAAGCCCCGAGCUGGCGACUACCCAAAGAGCCCCCUUUUUCCUCAGUGCACCCACACCGCUUUCAACAUGCGCCCAGCUGCAAGAAUGCCAGUGCUGAGAAACAGCAUGUUGCUCAGCACUGUGCUCCCCUGCACACCUACUCAUUGAAAGUGCCGUGCUGGAGACCCGGGCACGGGGCACGCAGAGGAGCAGCAGCGUGGAGUACAGGAUCAGGCCUGUCUAGUCGCACGGCACCAUUUCAGCACUUAGAUCGCAUUGCUAUGCGUGCAUGCUCCCUAGAACACACAAGAGAAAGACUUGAGUGUUUAAGACUUAAGUUUUCUGCAUGUAUCAUGUAGAAGUAACAGAGCAGAGCAGCAAAGAGAUCUUCCCACUUCUGGGUGCCAAUUACAGGCUUUGGCCACUGCUGUGGAGCCACAGCUGUGUGACCCCUGCAGAGGGGCAGGCAGGAGACAGCCAGAGCAUCCUUUGGUGCAGGAUCCUACUCUUUGCCUACAGGAAGGAGUAAGAUGUGGCUCUCUGACUUCCUUGCCUUUGGGGAGCUUUGGGUUGAGCCUUCUUAAUUCAAUACGAAAAUAAGAACUAGUUAUAUGUGUUUAAGAACAAACUCCCACUGGCUUAAAGAACACACAAGUUAAUUAAGAAAUAAUAAUGCGAUAUUAUUUUAAAAGAAAAAUCCAAAGCACUUUUCAUUCUCAGGAUGACCAAAGCAAGAAACUUGACAAACUCCGAGUUCUUCCCCAUACUCUCCGGGUGUGGGAAACUCAAGCCAAUGUUUGUGGGGACAACAUACAGCCCUAAACGCAGGAAUCCCUUCAUCUGCUCCUAUUCUAUCACAGUUAUAUUCUGUUGGCUUAUUUGAAUGAAUACUUCCUCUCUGUUAGCAGAAUAGUUUCUAAAUCACAUUGUUUGACAUAUAGAUGAAUAAUAUUUAUUUCUAUUUAUUGUGCAAAAGUACUUAAUAUGACUCAUGUUCCAUGUUCUACUUGCUUACCGAUUAUGCACCACUCUAAAUCAUAUUUUAUAGAUACAUAAAUAUCAUUAAUUAGCCUAAAUUCCAGCAAAAUCAUUACAGAUACAUUGGAGAUUAACUUGGCUCCUUAGCUUAAAAAUUUCCUCAUGUUUACAGAGUUAAUCAAGAUGUUGUAGAGUAAAUAUCAGGUCAAAAGUCCCUUUUCUUAACCAAAAUUAUUAUUUAGAUCAUGAUUCUCAUCAUCUGCUUGAAACUGUGAUGACAGUAGAGAAUGUAGUGUGAUUCCCAGGUUUGGUUCAGUUUUGCUUGCAAAGCUUCAGCAAUGAUUCAUCUUACUGACCUCCUUUCUAAAUGUACUGAAUUGCAAAUGUUCCCAGAGAGAAGUUCGCCAUGGAAAGGAGACAGAAAUACUGGAAAAAGGAAAAAGAAAAGAAGGAGAAAAAGGAGAAAUCCUAAAGCAGGAGCUUGCUCAUUUCGAAAAGAUUUACUGUUGUGCUGUAUAUAAAUAUUCAAAUUUAUUUUUGCAUCAGAUUAAAAAAAUUAAGAUGAAAUCUUUCUGCCAAGUACUAAGAAAGUUUUGAGGCUCAUUUAAUUUCUUUAAGUGUCCCAUCCAGUUUGGAACGUGUCAGUCCAUUCUUACCCGCCUCGCGAGGUCAGGGUCUGCAGCUCUGCUCCUCGACAUCGCCUUGCAAGCUUGGGGCACAUCGGCGCAGCAGCUAGCGCAGAGGGACGAGGUUGUUCUGCCAGUCAUUGAGCCCACUGCACCAGCGGCCUUGCUGCCAAGGCUGAGCUAACAAAUCCUUAGCAUUAAUGGCAGAGCUGUCAAGCUCAUUGUCACUGGCAACUUCUGCAGAUGUGGCUAGAUACUCAAACAGGUACAGACCAUGUUUGAGAGCAGCAUUAUGUGAUCCUUUUGGUAGACUAGUGUAGUUGUCUGCAGCUUUAAAAAUACUUUGUAAAUUCAGCAACAAGAACUAGAUGUUAUUUUCUUUUAAAUAUUUUCGUGCAGUCACAAUUUGUAAAGUGGUGAAUGUUAAUGUUUUCUACUUCAAUAGAAAUAGUUUUAUACUGUAAUUGUUUUACUACUGUUGUAUAAGAGUAUAACUUCUGUCGUCUGAAGUAUUACUACAAACAGAUGUCAUCAAUAGAUAAUAGCUUUCACAAAAACAUCUCCACUGCUAUAUUAAUGCACCCAAAGUAAAGACAAAUGUUUCUAUUUCCUUGUAAGUACUCAAACCUUAUUGGUGUAUCUAUAGCUAUUCAUCUUAGGCAAUAUCAUCCACACCAAAGUACUUCUAUUUAAUGCUGUCAUGUUUUGUGUCACCAUUCCUGAGUCUUUUUACUCCAGAGUCUAACCCAGAGCCCGCUGAAGCCGCAGAUGAGCGGGCUGUGUCUACAAUCCGUAAUGGAUAUCUAUGGAGAGAUACCCACUCACUCAGCUCAGCAUCCGCUAGCUCCAAAAUUGCAUGCAGAACAGAGGGUCAGCAAUUCACUUUGUUACCCAGAACAAGCUAAGCUUAUUAAGUUUUUUGGACUGGAUAUUUUACAAAUGGCUAAAGGCAGAACUUUAGAAGUUUAACUUUAGAAACUAAAUGAAGUUAUCUUAUGGAGAGAUUCACCUAGAACAGUGUCAAAUACAGGAUCACAUCAAGUUACGGCCAAUUAGUCCUGAAAAGCCACACUCAGGCUGCCUGUCCCAGAAUAUUCAAUGUAAAUAUACCCACUCAUUAGAAUAACCUUUGAUUUUUUUUUCUUAAGCAGUGCCAUAUUGCGCAGAGUAGAUAUUCCCUGAUGGGUUCAGUGGAACUAGGAUCAGGUUCCAGCAUACUAACAGUUGUUGGGGCUUUUUUGUUUGUUUUUGCCAAAAGGGUGAUAGAAUGAAACAAAUAUUUCCAUUUCAAACCUGUACAAAAGUCAAAUUGAAUUUAAUCUUGCAUAUCACUAGCAAAGUCCACCUCAUAUUCAGUUUUUUAGUGUUGCAUACUGGAGAAAAGUGUAAAACAGUUGUAGGCUGGACCUAUAAAAUACUUAGAAAUUAAGAUAGUUAUCCAGUAGGUAAGUUAUAUGUAUUUUAAUCAUCCCUCUGCUUUAUAUACUGGCAGCACCAUGACACUACAAUCAAGCAUGAGAGUGAAAAAAAGAUAUUGUUAGACCAGGAUAGAGGACAGUUACAGGACAAAGGAGAAAACUACAAGUUUAUUUUCACUCUGCAGAUAAGCUAAAAAAAAAAAAAAAAAAAAAAAAAAAAAAAAAAAAAAAAAAAAAAAAAAGAGAGAGAGAGAGAGAGAGAGAGAGAGAGAGAGAGAGAGAGAGAGAGAGAGAGAGAGAGAGAGAAUGAGCCAAAAAUAUUCUCCCAUAGGAAAAAAAAAAAGUAUAGAAAGCAAAGUACUGGUUGGGAGCUUAUGCAAAGAUGAGGGAGAAAAUCGCCCCCCUCCCCCCCCCACACACACUUCCAUAUUUUUUAACUGUCUCAAACCAAUAUUUUCAAGAAAACAAACUCAGCCUUUUUUCUUAAAUUGAAUAAAUAGCCAAAAGUGUUUUAGUCAAUGAAUACGUAUGAGAUACUAGCAGCUGAUUUGCCACUAUUGACAUUUCUUUAAGGAAAACAUUACAUUAUUCUUUAGAAACCCAUCAGAUAUUAUAUAUCCAGGAAAGGAAAACAAUACACUGCAUAUAGACUUAUAUCAGCUUUGCCUACCUAACCUGAACUUUUCCUCAUCCUUAGUUUAUUACACAUUAUAUAAACGCAGAAAACAAACCAAAAGAUAAAAUAAGUUCACAAAAUUUAUAUGUUAUACUACUAUAUAUAGUUAUAUAUAAUUUUGCUGAACAGUUAUGGAAUACUAAGGGAUCUAAAUAUGUUUGUUUUCACAAGUUUUUAUUCAUUUAUCAAAUAGCUUUUAUAUAUAUAUAUAUAUAGCUUUUAAGAUUUUAGUUUUGCACUAUAAAAAGAAAACUCCAAAAUCAGCUGAAGCUCUCUUUCUGUGGAGGGGUACCUAUAAAGUGAAGGAGUGUGUAUGAUUUGCAGGAUACAUUUCAGGGACAGAGUAUAAAUAAAUGUGUACAACAGAUGCAAUUGCAUCUACUAGAAGAUUGUUAAUGUUAAAGCUAUUUUUUGUGAAAUUGAAUUAUAUGAUUACUCUAAACGGAAAUGCAAAGAAGCAUGUAGAAAUACAUACUUUGUUACACACUGGAUUGUAUUUUACAGUGCAGUGUGUAUGUAUAUGUUUAAUAUAGGGAUGUGAUAUUUCUGAUAUUCUUGAAUUUCUCUGGGUAUCUAUGGCAACUUUCUGUAUGAUUCCUUCGAUUUUUACGUAAGAGUGAACAAUAAAUGUCACUGCACUGUUUUAGAAAGACUUACCAAGUUUCAGACAGGUUUAUGUCUAACAAUGAUAAUUCUGCAAGAAAGUAACCAUUUUUCAUAGAAACAUUAUCUGUAACAGAGUGAUCAUAUUUUGAAGUGUUGAAAAUAUUAAACAACGUAAAAUACA